CGCCUAUCUCCGCGAGCAGGUUGCACGUCCAAGUUGGCAUGGCUUCGGGUUUCUUGUGCGACAGCAAGUCAUGGCGGGACACCAAACGUGCUGCCAUCUCUCGCCUGUACGAGGGGCAUUCGAUGUGGAGCGCGCUCCUAUAAGCAGCACUGGGCCGUUCCAGUGCUUCAGCGGUCAUUCCAGCGCCAUCAAUUGAUAUCCAGCUCGAUCCCUUCAAAGCCGUGAACGAGACAACAACCUGAGUUUCCGUCCAUUCUCCUCUCUCUCACUUGGCCUCCGCCAGGGCAUGCAAAACAAAUCAUGCCGGAAACGCGUUCGCCGGGGCAUUGAACAGGUGCCACCGGAAUCUUCUAAUGAGCACCGGAUAUACGAACAGAACAGUCAAAUCUCCCCCCUCCUGAGGCUCCCGCCGGAACUGCGCCUUCGCAUCUACGAACUGCUGCUCUCCGUCGGCCAGAUCAGCAUCGCCUACCGCCCAUGGGAUCCCAGAGGGAGGGCCAGGACCGGCUUCUACUGCCGCACACUCUCGGCCGGCCAGAGCCCAUGGGAACACAGUAUCUCGGACAUGGACAAAGGGCGGGAGGCGCACAGCGGUAGCAACGUGAGCGAGGCCGCGCUGGCCGGCGUCGGCAGCAGCCGGGGUUACAGCGGCGUCACGCUGCUUUCGGGCGUGUGCCGACAGCUGUACCACGAGACGGCCGUGCUGCCCUUCAAGCUCAACGUCUGGUCGUUUGUCGGGUCCCGACUCGUGGAGCGCUACCUCAAGGAGCGGAGGAUGUCGCUCCGCCAGCGGCGGGCGGUCCGCACGCUCUUCGCGCGCGAGAAGGCGAGCGCGUCGGUCGAGAAGUCAUUUGGCGGGCUCAAGGUCAUUGGCUGGCGCGGGGACAACGGCCGCCUGGUCAAGUGCAGCACCAGCCCAAUCAUGCACAGUGUUAGAGCUGGUUGAAGCGAGACGCGACGCCACAGUCUUUUGCGGUUUGCUGCCUUUGUUUCUGCGUGUCUGGUCGCCAUCUCGAGUGGACUCCUCGGACGGGCACUGUACAGAGUAUGGAGGAUUCCAACUUGCGGUCAGGAAGGCCAAGGAGGGGGACCUCCUGCUGUUGGUACUGCAGCAAUGACGUCCUGACAUGACCCCUGCACGUAGCUUUGGCUUGCAUCAAACGCGGUGGAGCUCAGCAGUGAUCGCUUGCCUCCCUCCGCAGACCUGUUGGAAAUGCCGCCUGGAGACCUCCACUAUUCCCAAUAGAAGCCCCCG
This is a messenger RNA of Gaeumannomyces tritici R3-111a-1, 1255 nucleotides long. RefSeq lists its product as hypothetical. The record is from RefSeq and is a predicted model, not a curated record. The transcript has 3 exons. Lineage: Eukaryota; Fungi; Ascomycota; Sordariomycetes; Magnaporthales; Magnaporthaceae. Bases 287 to 946 code for a protein of 219 amino acids.